GAGAGCGGUGUCCGGACGCCCCGAGGCAGCUGCAGGACGGGAUGGAGCAAGGCUUGAUCCGGCGCCUGGCGCCCAGGCUGGGCAUCACCGAGCCCGCAGUCAUCAGAAAAGCUGAAGAGCAUCUGCGACUGUCCCAGGUGAAGUGCACAGGAUUGUUAACUCAAAUGACAGCCACAAGCCAUGCGGUGAUGUGCCUGGAUCUAGCAGCUAGUUUCAUGAAGCAGCCAGUAGACAAAAGCUACUUUGUUAGACUCUCCGGUUUGAACACGACAACUUACCAGAAUUGCGUGAAGUCUUUUGAGUGUUUGUUAGGCAUGAACUCCAGUCUGGGAAUCCGAGACUUGGCUGUCCAGUUCUGUUGCACAGAGGCAAUCAACACAGCAGCAAAGUUAUUACAAAGGUAUGAAUCCAGUCUCUCUGAAGCACAGCAAAUGGCUCUUGAUUUAUCAAAACCCCUGUUUACAACGGCGGCAUUGUUUACUGCGUGCAGAUGCUUGAAACUGAAAGUGGAUAAGAAAAAACUGGUGGCUACAUCUGGGGUGAAGAAGGCGCUAUUUGACCGGUUGUGCAGCCAGCUGGAGAAGCUAAGUCAGCAGAUCAGCAAAGACUGCAGUCCAUUGACACCUUCACCAACUAAAAGCCCAAAGACCUUGCUUCAGUGUAUCGAGAAGGAACAAGAAGCUGAAGAUGAAGUGGACACCCCAUGUAAGCGGCAGAAAUGUGAAACUGACCCAAAACAAGACUAUGAGGAAUGGAAGAGGAGGAUCCUGGAAAGUGCUACUAAGGCUCAAAAGACUUCAGGCCCUGGAGGGUCACCAAAUAGUAUCACCGCUACUGGUUCAUAACUUGAAUCCCUUUCUGUUCUGUUGUGACUGCUUGUAGCGUAUGGGGUAAUGGCAGCCAUUCUUAUUUAUUUGAUUGGCUAGGCAAUUUACCCAGUUUUCAAGUAUGUACUAGUACCUAGUUUUUAAUAUGUGGGACUGGCCUGAUGGUGACAUUUUACUACUGCACAGCCCCAGGUCUGAAAGCUGACUGAAAGCUACUUACAGCUUGGACCAGUGCAGAUCAUGUAUUUGGGAGAUUGAUUAGCCUCUCAUUAGCAUACUUUUAAGCAAUACAUUGGUCAAAUUCUGAUGCAGCAUUAAGUAUCCCCUGAGAAGAUAUGGAGCUCUAUAUACCUGAAUGAGGUAAAUUACCACCACUAGGGGAAUGAGACGUUUCCAGAAUGAAAGAGCUUGAGCUUUCAGCAACACAGAAACAAGGAAUUCAGACAACAAAAUUCUUUUUACUGCCAAAGAAAUGUUUAACUUUUAUGAUCUAUAAUGCUGUACACAAUAGGACCCCAACUGAUUUUUUUAGAUGCAAUAAAAAUUCUUUAUUUCUAUA
This is a messenger RNA of Alligator sinensis (Chinese alligator), 1386 nucleotides long. RefSeq names its product origin recognition complex subunit 6 (gene ORC6). The coding region runs from base 42 to 845 and encodes 267 amino acids. NCBI's taxonomy places the organism in Eukaryota, Metazoa, Chordata, Crocodylia, Alligatoridae. Gene Ontology annotation, biological process: DNA replication; DNA replication initiation. Gene Ontology annotation, cellular component: nuclear origin of replication recognition complex. The transcript has 7 exons. Gene Ontology annotation, molecular function: DNA binding. The record is from RefSeq and is a predicted model, not a curated record.